Molecule: messenger RNA, 3132 nt
Organism: Sclerotinia sclerotiorum 1980 UF-70
Lineage: Eukaryota; Fungi; Ascomycota; Leotiomycetes; Helotiales; Sclerotiniaceae
Exons: 8
Coding region: 1-3132 (1043 amino acids)
Molecular function (GO): zinc ion binding; monooxygenase activity; nucleic acid binding
Source: RefSeq, a predicted model, not a curated record
AUGGCUGUACAAGUAUCGUAUGACUUUAAAGAAAGUAUUGCCCUGACAAGUCUCACGAUUUAUCGUCUGACAUUUCAUCCUCUCGCAAAAUAUCCUGGUCCAUUCCUUGCGAAGAUCACAGAUUGGUACUCUGUAUAUCAUGCAUGGAAAGGCGAUAGACAUCUAGAGUUUUAUAGAUGUCAUGAGAAAUAUGCUUUAAAAACUAUCUAUGGUCAUAAGUCAAAUGUCAAGAAGUCUCAAUUCUACACCGUGUUUCCUCCAACAAAGGAUACAUUCAACACUCACAGCAGUAUCGACAAAGCUAGUCAUGCAAGAAAAAGAAGAGUUCUCUCCCAUGCGUUUUCAGACAAUGCUAUCAAGACCAUGGAGAAGUACAUUUUAGCAAAUGUUAGAACUUUCUGUACUAAUCUCGGUCAACCAAAAGCUUCAACAGAAAAAUCAUCCGGUGGAUGGAGUGUCGCUCAGAACAUGUCUGAUUGGUGUAACUACUUGACAUUUGAUGUCAUGGGUGAUCUUUGUUUUGGGAAAGCAUUUGAGAUGUUGGAAAAUUCAUCUAACCGUCAUGUGAUUGAUUUGAUUGGAAAUGCUGCUCACACUCACUUGAUUACUGGUACAUACCCUAUCAUUAAGACCAUUGGUUUGAGUAAAAUUCUCUUUCGCAAGAUCUAUGCUCAAAGAAUGAAGUACAUGGCAUACAGCAGAGCUCAAGCUACCGAAAGAACAAAGAUUGGACUUGAUACUGACCGCAAGGAUUUCUUUUACUAUCUCCUCAAUGCUCGUGAUUCAGAAACCGGUCAGGGAUUUACUACUCCAGAACUUUGGGGCGAGAGUAAUUUACUCAUUAUUGCUGGUUCUGAUACCACUUCAGCAGCUCUUUCCGCAGCUUUCUUCUACUUGGUUCAUAACCCUGAUAAAUUAGACAUUCUCACAAAGGAAAUCCUUUCCACCUUUUCUGAUCUCGAAGAGAUUCAUUCAAGUCCUACACUUAAUGGCUGUACAUACUUAAGAGCAGUUAUUGAUGAAUCCAUGCGCCUUUCACCACCCGUCGGCGGCAUUCUUCCCCGGGAAGUUCUUCCCGGCGGAAUCGACAUCGACGGCCUCCACAUUCCAGCGGGCUACGUAGUCGGCACUCCCCACUACGCCAUCCAUCACAAUCCAACCUAUUACCCCUCACCUUUCAUCUUCCUCCCCGAACGCUGGAUUCCUUCUUCGGCUCCUGGUAUCACAGCAGAUUCCGUAGCACUUGCUCAAAGUGCCUUUUGUCCUUUUAGUAUAGGUCCUCGAGGAUGCAUCGGAAAGGGAGUCGCGUAUGUAGAGUUAAUGACGAGUUUGGCUAGAGUCGUUUUUAUGUAUGAGAUUAGGAUGGCAAAGGGAUAUACAGUUGGAGAAGGAAAUGAGAAUUUGGAGGUGGGGAGACGGAGGAGGGAUGAGUUUCAGUUGAGGGAUAGUUUUACGAGUAUGAAGGAUGGUCCUUAUGUGGAGUUUAGGGCGAGGGCUAUGGCAUUUUAUGGCGAUAUUGUGGUAUUUGAGUAUGAGCUUUUGUUCGGAUUUGUUACCCGUCGUAACAUUCGUAUAACUGUGCCUCGAUCUACAUUAUUCGACAGAAUUCAAGGUCGUAGUAAUAUAGCUGAAAGUCGACCAAAAAGUCAUAAUUUGACUGAAUUAGAAGAGGAGGUGCUUAUUCAAUACAUUAUUGAUAUGGAUGAUAGAGGAUUUGCCCCUAAAUUAAAUAGUGUGGAAGAUAUGGCGAAUUAUAUGCUCGAAACACGGGGUGCGAAGAAGGUUGGAAAGCUCUGGGCUCAUCGCUUUGUAAAACGAUAUUCAGAAUUAAAGACGCGUUUUAAUCGUGUCUAUGACUUUCAAAGAGCUCUUUGCGAAGAUCCAGAGCUUAUUGAAGAGUGGUUUCGAUUAGUAUCGAAUAUGCGGGCGAAAUAUGGGAUUCAGGAUUGCGAUUUCUACAACUUCGACGAAACAGGCUUUAUGAUGGGUAUAAUAUGCCCCGGAAUGGUUGUAACUAGUGCUGAACGAAGUGGCAGAAGCAAGGCAAUACAACCAGGCAAUCGAGAGUGGGCUACAGCGAUUAUAUGUGGUAAUGGAGAGGGUGAAACUAUACCACCAUUUUUAGUGGUGCAAGGACAAUAUCACCUUUCUAAUUGGUAUACAGAGAGUGAUUUUCCUGCAGAUUGGGCUAUUAAACCUACUUCUAAUGGAUGGACGAAUAAUGAGACAGGUUUAGAAUGGUUAAAGCAUUUCGAUAAGCAUACUAGUCAACGGAGAAAGGGCAAAUAUCGAAUGCUAGUAUUGGAUGGGCAUGAAAGUCACGAAUCGAUACCUUUCCAGUCAUAUUGCAAGUCAAACGAUAUUAUAUGCAUAAAGUUACCAUCGCAUUCAAGUCACUUAACUCAACCACUUGAUAUUGGAUGUUUUAGCGUACUCAAACGUUCAUAUAGUUGUCAAAUUGAAGGAUUUAUCAAGGCUCAUAUCAAUCAUAUUUCUAAGGUUGAAUUCUUUAUAGCUUUCAAAGCUGCAUAUCAACAAUCGAUUACUAUUCAGAAUAUAAAAGCUGGUUUUCGAGGAGCAGGUCUAAUACCAUUUGAUCCUCAAUCUAUACUCUCAAAACUAGAUGUUAGGAUUCGUACUUCUACCCCUCCAUCUACCUCCUUGGAACUUACCAAUUUCUGGAUCUCUCAAACCCCUCACAAUCCAACUGAGGCUCUUUUACAAUCAACUCUAGUAAAAGCUCGAAUAGCUCGUCAUCAAUCAAGCUCUCCUACACCUAUAUUUGAGACUGUGCAAGCUUUAGCUAAAGGUACAGAGAGAUUGGCACAUGAAGUUACACUUUUGAGUGCUGAGAAUCGUAUGCUUCGAAGAGCAAAUGAAGCAUUAAGUAAACGUCGACGCGCUAAAAAAAUUCAACUACGUAAUGGAGGAGUACUUACUGGACAAGAAGCUGAAGAUAUAUUAUCACAACAAGAGGUUGAUAAUCAGAUUCAACGCGACGAGCGUCAAAAUGGGGGAAAUUCUAAUAGGGAAUCAUCUACUAGUCGAUGCUGUAGUAAGUGUGGAAAGACUGGUCAUAAUUCAAGAACCUGUCAAAAUAAUGCAAUAGAUGCUAGUUUAUUAGAUUCUUAA